Molecule: messenger RNA, 1201 nt
Organism: Spodoptera frugiperda (fall armyworm)
Lineage: Eukaryota; Metazoa; Arthropoda; Insecta; Lepidoptera; Noctuidae
Product: calcium and integrin-binding protein 1
Exons: 5
Coding region: 230-811 (193 amino acids)
Molecular function (GO): calcium ion binding
Source: RefSeq, a predicted model, not a curated record
UAUUUGAACAGUCGCGGACAGACGACGCGGCGUCACACACAGUAUUGCAAUAACCUUAUUAUCGAAAAUAAUCUCUGUGUGUAGUUAUUGUGAAUACCAAUGAGUCAUUAGAUAUUUUUAUAUUGUCUGAUUGCGUUUGUUAUUGUAUACAAGGAUUUGCAAUCAACGAGUGGAGUAGUAGUGAUUGGGCAUAUUAUUCAGAACACGAAUAUAUUAGAUUAAAAAAGCAAUGGGCAGCACACAGUCGUUUCCUGGUUUGACAGAGGAUAUGCUUGAGGACUACAGUUCUCUCACAUAUUUGACGAAAGGAGAAAUCCUGUAUUUGAUGAAAAAGUUUUAUUCUAUAAAUCCAGAAAAAGUACAAAAGGAUUUCCACCACAGAUUUAGUAAGGAAGAUAUAUUGACCAAAUUCCCUGUAUUGGAGAACAAUCCGUUUUUAGACCGGAUAUUCAGUGUUUUUUCCUCUAAAGGCGAUGACUGUUUCUCUUUUGAAGACUUAGUGGAUUUAUGUUCGGCCAUGAGUUACGAAUGUCCAGCUGAUGUAAAAGCCGCUUGGGCGUUUAGGAUAUUUGACCUAGAUGAUGAUGGCCAGAUUACUACUAAAGAUAUCGGGCAAAUCGUGGACCGUUUGACGUUGGGCGUCACUGGUAACCGCGACCAUUACAUCGAUGAGACAUCUAAGGAUAAAAUCGCUAAAGUUAUCCUGGAUGAAAUAAAUUUUGAUAAGAGCGGAGGUAUCGGACAGAUUGAAUUCAAGCUUAUCAUGGCCAGAAUACCUGAGUUCGCAACAUCAUUUUAUUUCAGGCUCUAAGCCAGGGGUUCCCAACAUUUACCUGGGCAAGGACUACUUUUAAAAUUCUUGUUAAGUUAGGGACCUAUUAAUAUUACUAUUUUCAUGUAGUCCCACACUCUGGUUUUAUCAUUCAGUUUUAAAUAUAGUGACUUGAGUUUUUCAUUUGCUUCUGUUAUGUGUCUCCUUCGAGAUAAGUUUAAUUUGAGCUGUAACUAAGAUAUUUAAUAGUGGACAGAGCUGUAGUUUUGUGUAUUUCCUUUUUGUAAUUUAGCGGCCCAUGUUUUCGCUCCUGCGGACCACCGAUUGGGAACCACUGCUAUAUGUUAACUAAGCUAUGUAUUAAUUUAAGAAUCUACCUUUAUAACAAGAGUUAUAACAACAUGUAUUUAAUAAAGUUUUCGAAUUGUU